Protomyces lactucae-debilis is the source of this 1553-nucleotide messenger RNA. RefSeq names its product translation initiation factor eIF2 gamma subunit. The transcript has a single exon. Lineage: Eukaryota; Fungi; Ascomycota; Taphrinomycetes; Taphrinales; Protomycetaceae. Gene Ontology annotation, molecular function: GTPase activity; translation initiation factor activity; tRNA binding. The coding region runs from base 52 to 1419 and encodes 455 amino acids. The record is from RefSeq and is a predicted model, not a curated record. Gene Ontology annotation, cellular component: cytosol; eukaryotic translation initiation factor 2 complex. Gene Ontology annotation, biological process: formation of translation preinitiation complex; positive regulation of translational fidelity.
AAGGACAAAACGACCGCGACCACCAAGAGGUCCAAUUUGAGUCCUGCAGCGAUGGCAGACACAGAGAUAGAUGUCACAAAGCUCACGGCUCUCUCUAUUGAGACCCUGCAGAACCAGGCCACCAUCAAUCUCGGCACAAUCGGCCAUGUCGCGCACGGUAAAUCGACUGUGGUCAAGGCCAUCUCUGGCGUGCACACUGUCCGCUUCAGAAACGAGCUAGAGCGAAACAUCACCAUCAAGCUGGGUUAUGCCAAUGCCAAGAUUUAUAAAUGCGACAAUGAAGCAUGCCCGCGACCAGGCUGCUACAAGUCCUACAAGUCGGAUCACCCAUUGGAUCCUCCCUGUGAGCGAUUUGGGUGUGGCGGAACAAUGAAGCUGAUUCGUCACGUCUCCUUUGUUGAUUGUCCGGGUCACGACAUUCUCAUGAGUACCAUGCUGAACGGAGCUGCAGUCAUGGAUGCUGCACUGUUGCUGAUUGCUGGAAAUGAGCCAUGCCCGCAACCGCAAACAUCAGAGCAUUUGGCUGCGAUUGAGAUUAUGAAGCUCAAGCACAUCAUCAUCCUGCAGAACAAGGUAGACUUGAUGCGCGAAGCUGCUGCUGAAGAGCACUAUGGUACCAUUCAAAAGUUUAUCAAGGGCACCGUUGCGGAUCAAUCGCCUAUUGUGCCCAUCUCAGCACAGCUCAAGUACAACAUUGAUGCCGUGCUCGAGUACAUUGUCAAGAAUGUCCCUGUUCCUGUACGUGACUACAGUGCUUCGCCACGUCUGAUUGUCAUUCGUUCAUUCGAUGUCAACAAGCCUGGUGCAGAAAUCGAUGACCUCAAGGGUGGUGUUGCUGGUGGUUCCAUCUUGACGGGUGUCAUCAAGGUUGGUGAUGAGAUUGAGGUGCGACCUGGUAUUGUCUCAAAGGACAGCGAGGGCAAGAUUCGUUGCGUGCCCAUCUUGUCUCGCGUCGUGUCGCUCUUUGCAGAGAACAACAACCUGACGUAUGCUGUGCCAGGUGGUUUGAUUGGUGUUGGUACCAGGAUUGACCCAACGCUGUGCCGUGCAGACAGGCUUGUCGGACAAGUACUCGGUGCGAAGGGGAACUUACCCAGCAUCUACAUUGAGCUUGAGAUCAACUACUUUUUGCUCCGCAGACUGCUUGGUGUCAAGUCGGAUGAAAAGGGCAAAACCACAAAAGUCAGCAAGCUUACGAAAGGCGAGGUGCUCAUGGUCAAUAUUGGAUCGACUGCCGUGGGCGGUAAAGUGAUGGGUGUCAAGGCUGAUUUGGCCAAGAUUGUUCUCACUGCUCCUGCGUGUACGGAGAAUGGCGAGAAGAUUGCUUUGAGUCGGCGGAUUGAGAAGCACUGGCGGCUGAUUGGAUGGGCUGAGGUGAAGAGUGGAACGACCAUUGAUCCAGUCUCUGCAUCUUCGUAAUUGAUAGCAUUGUAGCGUGGCUUUAGACUCACUGAGAAUUGAGUCUAUGUUCUCACCUUUUGACGAUUUGAUACAGACAAAUCUGGAUACAAGUCUGGCUUUCGGCAGAAGCAGCCACAAGGAUAUGCAAGUUG